This is a messenger RNA of Hippocampus zosterae (dwarf seahorse), 1851 nucleotides long. Its product is annotated as calcium homeostasis modulator protein 6. The coding region runs from base 1090 to 1710 and encodes 206 amino acids. The transcript is spliced from 3 exons. Lineage: Eukaryota; Metazoa; Chordata; Actinopteri; Syngnathiformes; Syngnathidae. Gene Ontology annotation, molecular function: monoatomic cation channel activity. The record is from RefSeq and is a predicted model, not a curated record.
GAGGAAGUGCGCGCCAGUGACCACGUGACUUCCUCUACUUAUGGCCCGACUGUCUCUCGUGCAAUAUUAAAGCUGCAAUUCGGUCGACAGAGUUGAUGAUGGCCUUCACCGAGACGCUCGCGUCCUUCCCAGUCGGCUGCCUUAAUGAUGAUCAUUAUAUCAGACGGAAAGGCUAUUUUUUUUAAAUGUACCUUAUUAUUUUUUAAUGCCACCGAAUGAUUGUGCGUACACGCAUAUCCCCUUGAAAAGUUCAACAUGGCCUCCUGGUUAAUCCCCUCUCGUCUGCCCCUGUUAUUGAAUCUGCGCUGCUGCAAGUGCGACCUCAUGUGGACAGUUUGGGGAAGUGUACACAGAAACAACCUUGAUCAAUUCUGAUGGGAACGCGGUGUGCCAAAUACAUCCAAAAAUAGAUCGUGAUUCUAUUCCCAUUCAUUUGGAUGGAAUAAAAUGACUUCGUUGCCUCUCUGAAUUAGGGUGAUAAUUGCUCGAUUCUUUUUUAUUACAGUUAGUUUUUAUUUUGCUUUGACUCUGUUUUCAGUUAGUUUUGAUUCAUUUUUAGAGCAGGUUGGUUCGUUUUUAUUUUUUUUCAAAAAUGUGUUCAUAAAUGUAAGUAUUAUUUUUGGUUUUCAUUUCAAUUUUUUUAUGUUCUUUUUUUUGUAGUUGUUUCUUCAGUUUUCAAGAACUACCGUGACCUUGAUUAAAACAAAAUAAGUUUGUGAAAUGAGGAUCAACAGUUUUGAAGCAAAACUAUUCUUAAGGCAGUUGUGAGUCAACUACAUCCUUCAUUAAAGAGACGAGACUCCGAGAUGUGAUUCCUCGUUGUCUUUGUGUUCCACUUUGCAGCCCUCACUGCAGUUUGUUUAAAAAGUACCCCCACCUGAAAACUGGCCCCGGCCAAUGAGCAGUGGAGAUGUCAGCGCCUCCUUUGUUCGAAACCAAUGAGAGUGGAAGUGCGGCAUGUUCCCCGAGGGGGAGAACUUAGGGCUGCCUGCGUUAAUUACGCAUCACUUAGCCGUUGCCAAUGUGUUCACAACACAAGAUCCUCUUUGAGGCUUUUUACUGCAACUCCAUUUCUUGGAACCAUCUAGUAUGGAAAGUCAACAACAAUGGCUUACCAGGCUCAAAGAUGAACUUAGCAACAGUCCGCUGGUCUCUAACGUGGCAUUCGGCUUCAUCCUCACGGGACUGGAGAAGCUGGUGGAAUUGGAGUUUGAGUGUCCGUGCAACCCGACAUGGAAUGGCGUGUUUUCGUCUGCCUUCUUCGUUAUCCCAGCCGUCAUGGCCUUCACCUUGAUGCUCAUCAUCCAGGGGUGCCGCUGUGACGCGCAGUGUCGCCGGAGCGUGUCGCUCUCCAGCGUGGUGCCUGCCGUCGUCUGGCUCAUUUUGCUCUUCCUGGAUGGUCAGUAUUUCGCCUGCGCAAUGACAGACUGGGAGGGUCGAUUUGUGCUGGUGGACAGGGCGGCCCCGCAAAAGUGGUGCGAGCCAAUAACUGAUGGAGGUGUCCCCCAGCAGGAGCUCAUGCUGCGUUCGCAGCAGCUCUUUGUUUUCUCUCAGGUUCUAGGUAUCAUCCUGCUCAUUGUCAUCUGCGUGGGUCUUGUCGUGUACGUCAUCAGGCAAAGCUGCCAACAAGAAGUGGAGGAGCUGCAAGAUGCCAAUGUCGCCGAGCUCACCGUCCUUAGAAUGAGCUCUCUGCGGACCAGGACGUCUUGAGGCAGACUUUAGAACAAAGACAGCCAAAAAAAGUGCUCAGAGCACCGACAAUGAGCAGCACGACAGAAGAUAAGCAAAGGAGCACGUCCACGGAGUAGUAGACAAACCAGGGCAGCUGGUAGGACUCGGUCCUCAGGUGAG